Messenger RNA from Jatropha curcas, 1938 nucleotides. Its product is annotated as transcription factor DIVARICATA. Gene Ontology annotation, molecular function: DNA binding. The record is from RefSeq and is a predicted model, not a curated record. NCBI's taxonomy places the organism in Eukaryota, Viridiplantae, Streptophyta, Magnoliopsida, Malpighiales, Euphorbiaceae.
UCUGCUCUGUCAUUCCUGUUUUAUUAUAGAUCCUCUCCAAAAUUCACUCUCUCUUAUAAUUUUUUUUGAAGUAGUAAGAAAGGAGCUGGCAUAUGUUUUGUACUGACUUCCUUUUUCACCCCACUGCUUUGCUUUUUUGGCCUUUAGUCCGAAAGGGAACAAAAGCAUAAAUUGCUUGCCACUUCCACCAUUUGAAUCCUCUGUUUUUCUCUAUUUUUCUCAGUUGGCUUCCUUUCUUCCUUUCUUUCUACUUUUAAUGGCCUUUUACCAUCUCUCUCUGUUUUUCUGAAUUUAAUUUAAUUGAAUUGGAUUAAAUCUCAUUCAUUUUGUGAGGUUCAAAGUUGUAAAAUUUAUGGGAUUUGAUGCUUAUUUUUCCUGGUUUUUUUUUAUCAAUUGUUGAAUUAUAAUCUAGGGUUUUAUCAUAUAAAACAGAUAAUUAAGAUCUGCUUUUUCCCCUUUCCCAAAUUCUCCUCGGAUUUUGGAAAGUUGGGACUUUUUAGAUUCCUCAAUUGAUGCUUAUGUAAAAAAAAAAAAAAAGAAAAAAUGUUCUCGGAUUCUAUUCAAGAAAUGCUUCUUGAUUUGAUUACUCUUCACUCAUAAAAUUCUCCACUUCUCUCUGCUACAUUUCAUUUCCUAUCUGUAUUUUCUCUCUCUUUGAAUUUCAAAGGGAGAGGGAAAUAUACAGCAUAACCUUUAUUGUUUAAAUUAUAUAUAUGCUGUUAUUUGCUUUUAUUUUGCAUAGUUUAAACUAUGAAUCAGGGAAUUGAAAUCCUCUCUCCAGGCUCUUAUUUUCAAAAUUCCAACUGGUUAUUUCCAGAAAGCAGAGCUACAAAAUGGACUCCCGAAGAAAACAAGCGAUUUGAAAAUGCUUUGGCUUUAUAUGACAGAGAUGAUCCUGAUCGAUGGCACAAAGUAGCUUCUGUCAUUCCAGGCAAGACUGUAGGCGAUAUAAUCAAACAUUACAGAGAAUUGGAAGAAGAUGUUAGUGAUAUUGAAGCAGGCCUUAUCCCAAUUCCUGGCUAUAGUAGUGAUUCUUUUACAUUAGAAUGGGUUAAUAAUCAUAUUGAUCAUAGUUUUGGUGAAUUCAAACAUUUCUAUACUCCUGGAGGCAAAAGAACCACUGCUACUCGCCCUUGUGAGCAAGAAAGGAAGAAAGGAGUUCCUUGGACUGAAGAGGAGCAUAGACAGUUUCUAAUGGGUCUUCAAAAGUAUGGUAAAGGAGAUUGGAGAAAUAUAUCAAGAAACUUUGUGACUACUCGAACACCAACUCAGGUUGCUAGUCAUGCUCAAAAGUAUUUUAUAAGGCAAAGCACUGGAGGGAAGGACAAGAGGAGAUCCAGUAUUCAUGAUAUCACUACAGUCAAUUUGCCAGAUACUAAAUCACCUUCUCCAGAUCAUAAGAAAUCCUUAUCUCCUGAUCAUUCUACCACCACAAGUCUAAACUCACAGGCACAGCCAAAAAUGAGUGCUAUGGCUAAAGGAUUUUUAGAUUGGAAACCCCAAAAUGAUGCAGGAACAGCAGCAGCAAAUGGGAAUCUGUUGAUGCCACCUUUUUGUGGGAUGCCAAAACUACAAGAGCAAAAUCUGCUAAGAGGAACUCUUCCAGGAUACCAACUGGGGCCUUACAAUUUGAUAUUUCAGAUGCAACCUCAAUAAGCUAUGAGGACUUAGACUUCUCAAGGUAUUGAGGUAGCUAAAAUGUUAUUCAAAGUGCUGUUACGGUCAUUUGUCUAUACCAUAUGAUCAUGAAUCUAUGUGAAUAUAUUAAUCAGGACUUAUGUUAGUCCAUAGUUAUUAGCCUUUUCUCUUUUUUUCUUACUCUUUUUUCCCACAGAUUUAUGGGUUAGUUAUGUUGUGAUUCCAUAUAAAAGUCUGGAUCAUUGAACCUAAAGAAAAGCUUAUUUAUGUGAAGCUCUCAUCUUUUGAUUGAUUGCUAAA